Molecule: messenger RNA, 983 nt
Organism: Agrilus planipennis (emerald ash borer)
Lineage: Eukaryota; Metazoa; Arthropoda; Insecta; Coleoptera; Buprestidae
Exons: 2
Coding region: 303-887 (194 amino acids)
Source: RefSeq, a predicted model, not a curated record
AUCUAGAUCUAGACGACGUAUAUGAUCAGAGAGAGACGAUAUAUACAAAAUUCUAGGUUAAGCUGUUGAUUAAUCUAUGGCUGUUGAUAAAAAACUAUUAAAAUUAAAAAUGUGGUAUAAUUGUUAACAUAGGUAGAUACAUCAAUUUUUUCUAAUGUAGUUUUAUUAUUGUUUGCCCCAGGAAAGAUGUAUUUUAUAACGAAAAAGAAUAUUAACAGUGAAGUGUUAUUUACUUCAAGUAUACUCAUUUUUGAACGGUUAUUCGAUGUGGAAUAAUCAGAACGUUACGUUGAAAAUAAACAAUGAUGCGGUUGUGUUUUGUUAUUUGUUCAUUAAUUUUAUUACAGUGUGUUUGUGCACAAUUUAUUAAAAUUCAACCUCCCCAAGAAAACGUAAAUAAGAAGUCGAAUAAUAACGCUAGAACUAUUCCUUUAGAAGAAAAGCACAUUAUUCUUUUGAAGGAUGACACUGAAUUGGAAAAACAUACAGCAACACAAGUUAAAAGCGAUCCACACAAAGUAAAUGCAGCUGUGAAUAAUACUGCAGAACCUGCACAUCAACAAAAAAAACAAAGUGAUGUGCAACCGCAAAAUGAUACAGAUGAAAGUAGUAUACCUAAUGUAGGGGUAUCACACUUCCAAAAAGAUAGUAUGCAAUACGGACCUCUUUUGAGAGGAUUUUAUGUUUUUGUUAGUUUAAGUGCCCUAGUCCUCAUUUACUUUGUUUUUCGCUCAUACAGGAUUAGACGAAAUAGACAAUCAUCUGUAAAAGUAAAAAAAUAUGGAGUUGUAACUAGGCGGAAUGACAUUGAAAUGCGACGUUUAGAACUUGAAGAAGAGGAUGAUGAAAAUCUCUUUGACAUAGAACAACACAGAACAAAUAAGUAACAAAAAAUUGCCUUUUGUAACAUAUUUAUAUUGUUAUUAUAUUCAUAUAAUGUUAACAAAUAUUUCUUGUUAAUAAAAGUACUUAAGUUUUUAAAA